AUGGAGGAAGCACUGGAAAAAAAACUGGUGAUGAAGAGAUUCCUGAGAAAAAAUGAAAAGUUCCAAGAAGGGAAGGGCGCGAAAAAAAGGACAAAUAGAAUAAGAAUGGCCCUGCUAAACAUGAGCGAAAAGGAAGAGAACUUCUUUCUAAUGGAUGUGUACCCCUUAAUGAAGAGUUACAUAAGUGAUUGCGUCCCGUGCUAUUACCUCAAUAGGACGUACAUUUUUCGGAAGAGUAUACUUAACAUUUUCUAUUCCAUGAUAUAUAAAUUUAAAAAAAUAAAAUACAUGAUAGAGAUUUUUGACAUUUGUUUGAAUCUCAUCGUGAAGCAAAAUGAAGAAUACACAAUUAUCUGCAUAAGAAUAAUUACUGAAAUAUGCAAGCUACAUAAGAACGACUUGAUAGUGUUCGAUAUUUACAAAUAUGUGAAUGUUGUUUCUUUGCAUAUUUUGGAGGCUUUUUACAAGAGGCUAGUUGGUAAGGUUAAAAGAGGGAAGUUUCUAAAGUCAGCAAUAAAUGUGUAUAGGAAAAGGCACAAAAAUGGUAGGUGCGUGCGAAGCAGUGGGGAUUCCCUAAAAGUAGUUAGAGAAAUAAUUUUCUCAAAUUAUGUUUUGAUGAACUUAUAUCCGCAUUUGAUAAAGAGUAAUGAAAAUUACAUAAAAAUUUUGUGCAAAAUUUUGUCCCUCAUAAAUGUAUGGGAUUUUAAGUAUUCCAGGUCGUUCUACAUAGAAUAUAUUAACUGCUUAAGAGAUCGGAUUUGUAGAACAUCGUACAGUUACCAUUUUUGGGAUAAUCAUUUGUCCGUGGGGGAAAACGCCCUCCGGUGGUGCGAUCGUCGUGGGAAUGUUUUAUAUCCGCGUAAAUUGAAAAGGCUUUACAGCUAUUUGAUUGAGGAUAGGACCGCUUUGGAGAGGAAAUCCACCAGGGGGAAUUCCCAAUUUUGCCAAAGGGGGGAAACACAUGUGUGCAAUUUUGAUAAGAGUAACCCGCAGGAUAAAGUUCCAUCGAAUUGUGAAGAUGCAAAUUCUAAACAUUUUGGUGUAAAGAAAGGGAAGAAGCGUUCCUGCGAUGCGCCAACAAGUAAUACGCAGAAGGUUCGUGUGAGUAGCACCUUUGACGGAAACUCCAUAAACCGCUGCGAUUUCAAUGAGCCUAUCGUUUACCCCCUGAAUGAUAAAUACGGGGACGAAUUAGGAGCCCCAUUUUGUGAUACCCGCAGUGUGUUCCAUCGAAAUGAAUUAAAAACAGCGAAGAAGCAAUUUUACAAAAAUGUGAAUUACAACAAUUACGAGAUUGAUUUGUCGAAGGUAUCCGAACUGUGGAAUCUAAAAAAUUUGGUCGUGUACAUGCUAAUAUACUUUCUAAGGAUGGAUAGCAUGAAUAAGUAUUUUCAUCUUAAAGAAUUUCUUAUAGAAAAAAUUCUUCAAUUUUUGAAAUAUGACACAAAGCAUAGCAUUGAAGAGGGAAAAAUAUUCAUCGAACAUAUUCGAUUACUGUUACAUGACAGUUUUAAGGAGAAUAUGAAGCAUUAUUUGGCACUUUUUCUAAAUCCAAAUACGUAUAGAAAUUUUUUAACUUACAAAAAUAAUGGAAACUUAAAUGAACAGGUGUUUAUCCUAAUACAUGACAUUUUCCACUACUUUAAGGAUAAGCCUAUGUGGAAUUAUAAAAUUAUUAAUAGUUGCAUAUAUGCCUACUCCCUGGUCAUUAUGAGUAAGAACGGCUAUAUCUUCAUUCAGAAAGUGUGUGUAAAGUUGCUGGUGUAUAUAAUUGAAAUUUUAUUUGCCAUGAAGAAAAAAAGUGCAGAGUAUUUUGCCCUCUAUUUUGAUAUUAUAAAUAUUAUGCUGCAGAAAAGCCAUUCGUUGAAGUGCGAAUUGUAUGCACUCUAUGGGAGGGGCUUCCGUUCAAGCAGGGUGGAUGUAAAAAGUGUAAAAAGGGGGACGAAACAGGGAAGAGCCUAUCAUAUUCGUAAGAACAACAAAUUGGCGAAGAAAAAAUUGUGUAAAAAUAAAGAAAAACUAAAGUACGAGUCAGAUCAUCUUUCCAAAUUUGUUUUGUCGCGCAAAUAUUUUCUACAGAAUUGGAUGAAAAAAGAAGAACAUUUGGAAAGGAUUAAAGCACCUCAUAAAUAUAACAGUCAUAAAAAUGGAACCAAAAAGGAAAAGGGUGCAUUAAAGGAAGCAUUGAUUAAGGAAUACUACAUGUUGGAGGGAACUCACGACUUAUGUGAGCUCCUAAAAGAAUAUAAAUUCUUGUUGUAUGCCAUUUAUGACUGUGUAAGAAGCAACAUAUUUUAUAUUUAUUUGUAUUUUAACAAGGAAGCUAUUAUAUGUAAGCUGGAUGCAGAGAAAAGGAGAAAAAGUAACAUUUCGGAGGAUCAAAGUUGUGACACUUCAAAGCAGGGGUUAAAUAUUACUGCUGAGCAUGUGAGCAGUUAUUUGAACAGGAGGGGUGACAUUUUGGAUAGCUCCACAGGGAAAGAAGCUGCAGUUAGUGUGAAUAGUGCUGCAGUGGGCGGUGUAAACGGAUGUGACGACCCUGCAAGUGGAAAGAAUUCCAAAAAAAACGCUAGUAAGAGGAAAAGGAUUAGAAAGAACAUUAGUGUAAGCAAGCGAAGGCGCCCCAAUCGUCCGAAAAAGCCUAAUCGAAGUGUAAAAAAUGGAAAAUCCAAAAAUGAUGUAAAAAAUGGAGAAUCCAGUAAUGUUGUAGAAAAUGGUAACCCUAAAGGGAGUUCCACGUGUGAAACAAGUAAUGGUAAUAUUGCUUCAAAUUUGGAGGGGGAGGUGAAGAAUGAAAUUGGGCAGUCGCUCAUUGCAGGUGAGUAUACCUGUGAGGCGGAAAAUGGGAAAUUAACAGGUUCCAAGCAUUGGAGAGCUUCUAUCAGGAAUACACCUUUAAAUGUGAAUAUCACCCAACAUGAAGGAAAUAAUUAUAUAGCGUUGAACUAUCUGGAGAAUGAUGAUGACCUCCUUAUUAGUAAUUAUAACUGCAUUGUGAAUAGUGGGGACAUAAUUGGUGAAAUAAAUGGAAGGACUGAAUUGGGAUGUGUUAUGAAGGAUAGUUAUCCACUCACCUACAUAGAUGAAGCAAAUUUGCACAGUUAUAGGAAUAAGUAUAAUAAGGAAAAUGGAAACAAACUGAAUGGCCUUAUAUAUGACUUCCCUGUGGAAAAGGGAAACAGUUCGCACAUUUUAUUCAAUGAUGAUGGCAUUUUAAAUGGUAAUGGAAUCAUUAAGGGGGCACAUUGCAAUUUGGUGAAGGAAACACUUUGGAGUGGGGGGGGAGAUAUAUUUAGCGAAAAAGGGAAGAGCAUAAAAAGUCAAUGCGUCAACCAAAAUGUCGUUAUAGAAGAUGGGAAUAAUCACAAGUGCAAUGUUUCCCAGAAUUACAACCAAGAAAACGCCUUCAGAAUGGGUAAAGUGCAAAGGAAAGGUUCAGAACAGGGAGCCCCCAAUGAAGCCCCCCUUUAUGACAUUUUCGAAGAGAUGUAUGAAAUUUCCAAUUUUGACCUGAUCCAGGCGCAGAACACUUUGUUCAAAUCCUACGAACUGAGUGAAGAUUGGAUAAAAAUAAUACACAAAUUUUUUUACCGCAUGGUGGUAUGCUGCAUAUUAUUCACCUCCUGCUUUUCGCACAUUACGGUUGAAAAAUUGGGAAUAAAAAGUGGAGCUCUCAGGGGGGUUAUCAGAAAGAAGGUAAAGAACGGUAGAUCGCAUGAUCAGAGCGACUUUUCUGAGGAAAAAUACCCCAUUGGUGACUCCUCGUUAAGUGGCACAUGGCGCCCUUACGUCCACAUUAACGUUAACAGCUUAUCCAAGAAGGAUAGAAGAAAAGUGUUCAACUGCAUCAGUUACAUAAAAAAUGAAGAGAAGAAUUUGCUCUACAUGUGUGCGAACAGCAUAAUUUCUCUAAGUGGAAAUGAUUUCCACAUUUUUAUGAAUUAUUCCAUCAAGCCUUUAUUCAAACUAUUGUUUCAGUACCCUCAGAUAUUUUAUAUUUUCCAAGUGCUCGGUGCAGUGAGCAGCACGAGCGUUUUGUUUUGUAAAGUUUGUUUUAGUUAUAUAAUUAAAAAAAUGAAAAAAUUUCCAAGGUUGAAAAAUGACUUCAAACCGCUGCUUUAUUUCAGCAAAAAGGUUAGAAGUAAAUUUGCUGCAGAUUUGUACAAGUGCAAACUACUCUACAAGCUGCAGUCACCCUAUGAUUGUUUGUUGGAUCGAAGCCACUGUGACACCUUCCAGAUUGGGAAGGAUUGUUCACAUAAUUUGUCCCUCAGUAAAGGGAAAAAUGGGCCACAUGGUGAGAGUGCUAAAAAUGGGCGGGGCGUAGCGAAUGUGUCACUCCUCACAUGCAGUAGCAAAAAUGGAAGCGGUGCAAUUGCGAAGGGGAAAAAAGGAAAAGGAUAUAGUGCAUUACGCACACGUGGAAUUCAGGUGGAUUAUUUCGAUUUUUCCAUUUUGGAAGAAUAUGAGAAUGGAAGCAAUGGCGAGGAUUAUCAUGAACUGAACGAUAUGAAGUCGGUUCUGAUGAAGGAUGCAAAUUUUUUUAGAGAAUUAACAUACCACAAUGAUGUGCAUACGCUUCCAGUGUUGAGUGACGGCACUGUGAGCGCAACAAGGAUGGAGAAAUUUUCUGACCAGAAGUGGGAAAAAAAGAAGCACUACUUUGUUCAUGAGGUGGAAGUUCGAGAUAUUAUAAAUCCUGCCAACUUUGUUUCACCGCGUGUUCUUAAGUUUGCAAAGGUGAGGAGAAGGGAGAAGAACGCAGCAGAAAGAUACGCCAUUUCUGCUGACGGUGCAAAGGACAUAAUUUUGAAUAGACCAAUUUUAAAAAAUUCCAUGUCGCAUGAAGGUCGGCAGGGGAUUUAUUCACCUAUCAGGAGUAAGUCCCCACCGGGUAAUUGUACACUCAGAGGGGAUGUGCUAAACGAUUCGCAAUUCUCUCAUGGGAUUUUUUCAAACAAGGGGAAAAGUAAAAGGGCAAAGAGGAAAAAGCGUAAGUUGUGUGAUACAUUUAUAAGGACCAACGACUACGUAAUGGGCUAUAAUACAUUCUCCAUGAAUAACACCUUUAACAGCUAUAUGUCAUAUAAGGACCUAAUCAUUAAGGUGACCCACUUUCUUUUGAAGGUGUUGAAAUACUACUCACAUAUUUACGAGCAUUUUUUAAGUGAACUAAAAACCAUUUCUGAGAUUUGUUUGGACAUAAUAUUGAAAGAUAGUAAGUGCAUUAAAGUGGUUCAUUUGGUAAAAUGCCUUCUGGAGACCAUCUGUUUUGUAAAUUGCGCCAACGAAUUGAAGGGGAAUAGGGAGAAUGGAACUGGUGUGAAUUUUGCACUGAAUAAAAUUCCUUUUCGGGAUAAUUUGAUCUACAUGAAGUGCAUGAAAUAUAUCAGUUCGAGUAGUGAGGCGAAUUACGAGGGGAGCAAAUAUGGAGGUGGAAAUGACGGUAUAAUGGAGGACUUUUUGAAGAAGGAAAACUCAGUGCAGUGCGUUGCAAAUGAGGGAAGCUGUCUUCUCAGUGGGAAGGAGAAUAAGAAUGCGUGUGGCAAUGCCUUCGAAAAGGGGCAUGUGGGUAGUGGGGAAGUCACUGCCAAGAACGAAGCGUUCCGUAGUAAGGGCAGAGGCAAUAGCGACGCGUACCACGAUGCCCCCGGGAAGGCGACGGAAGCAAAUGCAAAUGUAGAUGGGGCGAAUAAGGCGAAUGACAUAAUUGUGAACGUCCUAAAUUGGUUAGAAAAUGUGUACCUGGAUUUUCCCAAGUUGUACAAAAUGGUAUUGUGCGAAAUGUGCCUGCAGCUUCCAAUCAGUUAUUUCACGAAUGAGAGGUUUCACCUUUACAUGAAAUCGUUGCUAGUCUGUUUGGGCUCCAAAAAUAUGAACAGAAUAAGGGUUGCGCUGAAAUCGAUGGAAGAAAAUAUAUGCAUGGGGAAUAACAGCCUUAUCAAGGGUAGUAUUUCCUCUUCCUUUUAUUUUAAGAAUAAAGAUGGAAUAACGUCGUGUAUUCUGACCCAUUUGAUGAAAUUUUUGAGAAAAAAAAUUUCCUUCCAGUUCAACUUUAACAAAAUUUACCAACAGAAGUAUUUUCUGAAUGAUUUGUUCAGGAACACUGCAGAUAUUACCCUCCUCCAAAUGGGGGUCAUCUACACAGAGAAGGUUCUCUCGGAGCAGGAGGUAAAUAAAUAUAUGAAAAAAGUGUACAUGGAAAAUUUAUUCAUUAUUUUAAAAUUAUACUGCAAAUUUUGUGACGAUAAUGAAGGAAUGAAUAAUUACUACUUCCAUUUGAAUGACAAAAGGAGCGUAAUUUCACAUUUCAGAAUAGGUUUUUUCUUGAAGAAGCAAAUAAAGCAGUGCAAGAGGAAGAGGUGCAUUCAAGAAGUGCAAGGUGACACCAUAAAGGGGAAAUCGUUAAUGAUUAAGGAUGAAAAGGCAUUAAAAGAGGGACCAAUUUCCACUAUAAAGAAUCAACUUGUAGGGGUGAAUGAGAACCCCCAUCUAAAUAGCAAGAAAUCCUCCUUCCUUGACAAUAGCAAUGUUGGUGGUAGUUGCAAAACCUCGGAUAGGAACAAAAGGAGAAGAAAAAACAUUCCACUGAAGAAUGAGGAUAAAUGUGAAGGGGGAAACAUUGAAAUUAACGUUUCGAAGGAUCGAGUGGAUCCGGUUAAUAACAAAAGUGUUGAAGCGAAUGUGCCUAGGAGGAGAAGUAAAAGAUCCGUAUGUAGAAGGAAAACAAGUAGCAUAGUGAACGAAGUAGAGGAAGAGAAAAAAUGCAACGACAAACAAAAUGGACCCCCCCCAAUUUGUAAUGACAACACUAUUAAAGAGAUCAAAAGUAAUAAUGCAGAACAGAACAAAAAAAUCUGUUCUGUGCAAAAGGAUAGCACAGUAAAUGUGGGCGUUGCACCGGUGAACGAAAAAAAGGAUGAAGCAGAUGGAGGGAAGGUCGACUUGGUGAAAUUACUCAUGAGUGGUAUAACAUCCGAUCAGACCUUCGAAAGUAUUAUACAACACAUCGAUUUGGAAGAGACGCUGAAUUAUUGCUACAAAGUUUUGAAGAAUAACGUGAAGAGCAACAAUGCCAAGUGUUUAUACUAUUAUAAACAGCCUAUGAUAAAUACGCACAUGAGAAGCAAACUUUGCGUUAGGAAGAAAGCUAGCAUAUGUGUUAGGAAAAAAAAGAAGAGAGAAAAAUUUAGCCUCUUUAAUUUUCACGAGCUAGAAAAUGUGAGGAAGAGAAAAAUGAGAGAGCAAGAUGAGGUCGCUACAGAUAAAAGGUCGAACAAGAAAGUGAGGGUUAACAGUUCGCCAAGUGAGAGGAAUGACAAAUCGGUGCAUUCUAAAUGCAUCAGUGGAAAUGAUCAUUUAAGCGCCACUACCCAGGUGAAACAACCCGUUUUUAAAAACACAAAGGAUAUUGGGGUAACACAGGAGGGUGCUCUACGGAACAGUUUGACACGUAAAAUACAGGGCAUUCCCCAUGACGGUGCAAAUUGCACAAAAAAAAAAGUUACCUGUUCUGCUAGUAGAAAUAACCUAUUCUUCACAGAAAACACAACUUUCAAGGCAUAUAAACGAUUUAUCGACAAUGGGGAAGCAGCAUAUUUUGAUAGAAGUGACCUCUGCUAUUAUUGCAUUUUGAAGGAGCAGCGAAUUAACUGCUACCGGGUAGUUCUUACCAUUUUUAUUUUCAUUUUUAAUCACUCAAAAUGUAUUUCGGAUUUUUACCACCAUAUGAUUAGAAUUGGUUCUCAAAAUGUGGAAUUCAAGAAAAGCAUCAGGAAUGACCCUGUUGGAGGUAACACCCAGAAUGGGUUAGGUGCAGUGAAAGCAGAUAAGGUUAAUCAAUAUGGCGGCACGGUUGAUAAAAAGGGGAAAGGAUCCCCUAAACGUUUUAGCAGCACUGUGGGUGAGGAACAAUCCGCUAGUAAGAAUGUAAAGAAUAAUGCGCAUCGAAAAAAAGGGAAGAAUAAGUUCUUUUUCGAAACGUGCAAAUGUAGGAAGAAUUUACACAAGUAUUCCUUUAUGUACAACGAUAAAAACGUGUUUAUAAAAAAAUUGAUGUACUGUUUUUUAAUCAUGUUAGUGGAAAUAAAUGAGAAAGGAAAAAGUGACGAUGGUGGAAUGGAGGCACAGGGGGGAAAUGCCAAAAUGAAGGGAAAGACUGAAAGCAACUGCGGAAUGAUAUGCAGUGACGAACUGUGGAAGGGGAAAUUGAAAGAAAUAGUUAAAAACGUUGUUAGAAGAAUUGGGCUGAUCCUUUCGAGCAGAUUUAUUCUUACCAGAAAGGAGAAACUCAUCUAUGUAGCAAGCCACAACAGUGAGAUUGAUGUGGCAUCGUUCAUAUUUACCUUCUGCGAUUUGAUCGAUUACCAUCCUCGUUUUUUACAAAUGACCAUUGAGGGAUUGAACUUUAUAGAAAAAAUAUUAAAAACUAUAUUAAAUGUGCAACCGGUUAAGAUUAAGGUAGGCAUUAAAAGCACCUUCUUCUUUAAUUUGUGCGCCUGCAUCUGUAACCUAUGUAAUGCCGUCAAAGUGAAGAAAAAAAUAUUCGGAUUAUUACUUCUGUUGAGAGUAAGCCGAAUUUUGCCACCAUACUGGAUCAGAUUCAACGUAUAUAACAUUGUACGGGCAUUACUAGCGUGUCAUGAAAAGACCCAUUUAAAAUAUGUGAGCAUUGUUGAGUUGUUAGUAGAGGAAUGCUUUGCGCUAGUUAUUUCGUCCCUAUUUACAGGUUACGUGGGGGAAAUUAACACGUACAUUUUGAAUAACUUUCGGGGCGUAGAUAAUUCCUUUGUGUAUGAUAUAAGCAAUAUACGUGGUGUAAAUGCUAGUGUUGAUGAAAAGACCCUCAGGGAUGUCGAACGUAUUGGGAACAGUGCAAUUGGUAAAAUAAGAAGCAGCGUGGAAAUGAUCAGAUCCUUUUGGGGGCUAAAUAAUAAAGAAGUGAAUCAUAUUGAUCACUCGAAUGUGGAACAUGCCAAAAAUGUGAGGAAAAAACGACGUUGCAAAGGUAAACCCUUUUGGUAUAUGCCCGAUGAAGUGUAUACAUGGGAUAUUCUAUCGUCAAAGGGAAAAAACAGGAGAAGUGAUAAUGAAGUGAAGAAAAUGAAUAAAAUUUUGGUUAAUAUACUAAAAAUACUUAUAAACAAGUUAAGUAAAAAAGAACAGGACAGACAUUUUAUAAAAAGGGCCUUCAUUAUUAUCACAAAAGUAUUGAGAACAGAUACCCGGGAAUUGCUAACAUAUAAGUAUUCACCUAAAAGCAAUUUAUGCAUUCAGGACAUUUUUAUGAAGCAUUUUUCUAUAUCGAAUUUUGCCAAGUCAUCCUUGAAACGUAAAAUUACGUACCUAGAUUUUUUCUGUUUUUUUUUAAGUCAGAAACCGUAUAUUAAAUUUGACUUGCACGUUGUGAUAAAUUUGAUAGAAACUGUUGUUAACAUUAUAGGGUAUAUAGAAAAGAGUGAUGAGGAAAACCGGAUUUUUAAUUACAUUUUAAAUGGAAAUGUUCAUCGUUCCUGUUCAAAGGAUGGCGUAAAUUGUGACCUUUAUGAGAGAACAAAUCUGAGUUUCCUUUAUGAGAAGAAGCCAAACCAUAGCGUGGAUCAGACGCAUCACGAGUGGAAAAGUCAGAACAAGAAUCAUUUAGGGGAAAACGGCGGGGAGGUAUACAAUUGUGGAACAAACAACGGUUAUUAUGUUAACCAUUCCAAUGUAGGUAACAACUGGCAGAUUUCUUCUAAUCAAAAUGGAGCUGAAAGCGAAAAUGUUGUCGAUAAUACAAAUUUGAACGAUGAGUUAGCUUUUUUGCAAAGCACUGUGCCUAAUGGGUAUGGUAGCAAGCUGAACAACCCGAAAAAUAAGGAUCUGCAAAAUUUGUAUGAAAAAAUUAAGAAAAAAAAUAGAGACUACUCCAUUUUGUAUAGUAAGGAUUGUGCCACAAAAGUGGAAAACAAGAAUGAAGAGCAAAAUAAAGAUGUAACCAUUGACGAUAUUGCUAACAAGUGGGAAAAUAACACUAAUAACAUUUCUAGGCGUUUUAAACUUUACGUGGAUGAUAAAAAUGAUGAAAACCUGAAUGGAAUGGAUAAACAGUUGGACUGUGAUUAUGCAACGAGAAGGAAAGGCUCCAACUCGUAUUAUUCUAUUUAUUUUAACAAUAAAAUGACGGUGCAUGAUAAUGACAAGGAUUUUCCUGCAAAACGUGGUAGCCUACAUGGAAAUGAUAAACUGAAUGUGCAAAAUAGAGAUGUGUUGGAUAUGCACUCAGAAGGUUAUAAUUGCCACAUGGGUGCGAACGACAUUGUGGAUAUUAAGUCCGAACGGGGGGAAAGCCUUUUGGUAGAUCAAAAAUGCAGAGGCAGAAGCGGAAGCGCCCUUGUGAGGGGCUCGAUAAAAUAUGGAUUUUCACGCGGCAACACGGGGUGCCCUACUGUUAGUUUGUAUAGCCACAAAAUGGAGAAAGAAGGGGGGGUACUGGAAAAAGGGGCCAAGGAUAGUUGUAGCACCCCCUAUAACGGAGUUAGAAAUAAUCUAUUAGAAGAGGAGGAACAGAAGCGUAAAAAUUGUGUUGUGCGGAACAGUAUCUCCAGUUACAUUUCCACCAACCUUGAGAAGUUUAAGGUGGAAAAUUCGGAAAAGGCAAGUAUCAAUUUUAAGGAUGCGAGAAAUAAUUUGGUUCAAAAAAACAAAUGUUUGUUAAGAAGUCAGAUAAAAAAUUUAAAUGUUUCCAACAGGAAUAUUGGAACUAGUGCUGGAAGGACAUGGAGUGGUAAUGCAAGGGGCAGUUAUGUGAACUGUUAUCAGGAUUUUUAUUUCCAUGGCAAAGAAAGGGAGGAGGAGAAGGACGGGAGCCCGUCUGUCCAUGAGAAUUUUAUAGUGGAGCCUGAGGUUAAUGCUGAUUCGGUUCCUGUUGAGUAUAAAGAGGGAAAUUUGGCGAAGGAAUUUAUUAAGGAAAAGUUUUCGCAAGAUCAUAACUCAAAGGGGGAUUUCGCGCGUGGGAACAUUGAAAAUCAGCACAGUGAGAAUGAAUCCUUUCCGAAGGAGCAUCUAACGAAGCAGCAACUUCUAAAGGAAGAAUAUAAAACGGUUAUUGAGUUUUUUCUCCAUUUCAUGACCUUCGUGAGGAUUUUCUUCAGCCACCAGUUAUACAAAUAUUUGCUCACCACUAUGAAUGCCCAAAUGAAUAAGAGGAGUGUGCAUUUGUACAAUCGGUGCAUUCACAUUUUAGUGAAUUUUUUGUUUAGCAAAGAUAAGGAGUUAUGUAUUAAGGCAGAAGGCACUUUACGCUUUUUGAUUGUUAAUAAUGAGCAUGAUAGGGAGUCGGGCCAGAACGACACCACGGCUAAAAAUUAUGCGAAAAGUGGUGGCAACUGUGUGGAUAAAAUUUCAAACAAAAAUGGCGGUUUCUUAAGCUCUACCAAAAUAAAUAAUGUGAACAAGAAUUUUCCAAACGUAUGGAAAUUAAAUAAAGUCGAUUUGAAAGUGUACUUAAAGUCGAUACUAUGUAAUUUAUCCUAUGCUCUACGAAAUAACGGUUUUGUUUUGAAGAAAAAUUUUAUUAUUGGUCUUAGCAAAAUAUAUUCUUUUUUUCCACAACUAUUUUCUCCUCAUCUGACAGACGGAUUUGUUCAGUAUGUAAAAUAUUGGAAUGGCAAAUGUGGGGAGGAUAAAUUUGUGCUCAAGGAUGUUGAAAAGGUGAUGGAAGUUUUUUCCAGCUUUUUUACCAUAUCUAAAUUAACGUAUGACCAAUUUAAGGAAAUUAUUGAUUUGUUAUUUGGUAUAUUUAGUUGCUCAAAGAUGAGUAGUUCCAUUUCUGUGCCCCAUUUGGGCGAUUUAAACGGAUUGGCGGAAAGUGGAAAACGGGGCAGCGGUGCGUCGACUGGGGAAAAUCAUGCUGCACGUAAUACGAAGGGAAUAUCGAGCAUUCCGCACACCAUCGAUGAAGUGAAUCCCGUUGGUUACUUUGUAGACGUAUGCGUGAAUAAAAAUGCAGUAAUGAGAAUAAAUGCAUUUGAAAAAGAACUACUUGAAUAUUUCAUAACGAAUUGCAAUAACAAUGAGAAUAGCGAAAUGAACACCUUCUUCAUGCGUGCAUUAAGCUUGCUUUGCUCGAAUAACCACGAACAUGCGAUGAAGUACUUUAUCCAGCAGAGACAUAACCAGAAGGUUUUUUCCCAUUUUGUUUCCACGCUAAGGGUUAAGAACCAAGUGGGGUUUAGAAAAUACAUUUGUAAGAAAAUUCCCGCUCUUGUUAAUAUUCUACUAAGAUUUAUUUGCGACUUUAAACAGAAUGAAUACUUGAUGCAUGUGUUUAGCACAUACCUUUUUAGUGUGAACGAGGGGGAUUUACGGGAAGUAAUUUCGUACGAUUGUAGUAGGAUGAAGGAAUAUGCGGAUAGAAAUGUUGACAUUAAUUUUAAGGAAAAUACAUCCCCUCAUUUAAAGAGGGGCGAAUGCAUUGUGGGAAGAACAAAUGGAGAUGCUCAAAGUGGGAAGUACAAUCAGGCAUGUGAACUAAGGUGCAUUCCAAUUAUAAACGUCAAUGAUUUUCUUGUCAACCUUUCCAACGUUAUAAACGUUCUGCAUGCGGUACUGUUGUAUGAACCGUCCUGGAUAUUUGUCAAUUUUUACGAGGACCGAGUUAGGAAGAAUAGAACAAGCCUAAUCGAAGUGUUGUACUUGUGUUUAAUCCAUUUGAUUAGUCAAUACUUAUCUAAGGAGGAUACUAAUUUUUUAACUUUUGUACGUAGCAGAGAAUGCAAAAAGUGCGUUAAGAUAUUGAUUCUGUUUUUUCAUUUUUCGCGUGAUUUGCUAAGGUGCGUAGUGUUAGACUGUUUUCCGCAGCGGAAUUGUGCGGAAAAUAGCGGAGCGCCUAAAACGUCAGUACUAGGCAAGAAUGAUAAGAGGGAUGACAUCCUAUACGACAGUAUGAAGUAUAGUGGUUACCUGUUUUUUCUGAGAACCAAUUUGCUCAUCAUACUGGCGUUUAUCGUAUGUACGAAUAAGGAUGAAGGUUACAGCUAUUUGUACACGUUUUUUAAAAGGUGUACGAAGAAAGGAUUACGAUUUAGGGAAAAACGAUUUUUGUUCUUUACAGUUGUGCGUAUUUUGCAUAAUUUUAGCGCACCCAUUUUGGGUCAAUUUUUUGAGACCGCCCUACGGUUUUUCAUUGUGCCUAUACUGAAGGAAUAUAUCAAGAGAGUCGAAAAGGUUAGGCACAUCACAUUUCCGGGUGAGAAAUGUGGGUCAAUGCGUAGUGCCAAUGAAAAAGAAAUAAUCUGUAAAUUACAGCGCAAUAGAAUGAUCAUGAGUGUACACGCUAAGUUGUUUACCCAAGCGGACACGAAUCAGUUUAGCCGAAGUGAGAAAAGCAAUUCUGUGAGAACUGAUCACAGUUGUGGAAAUAAUUUGUUAAACAUUAACUCGUACUAUAACGCAAAUGGGGGCAUCUCCUCCAUUUGCAAUAAUGUCAAAAUAGGCAACAAUUACGAUUACGUGGGGGAUGCAAACUAUUGGAAGGAUCAAUGUGGCAUGAGUGCCACGAAUAACAAUGCUUAUGUUAAUUUGGUGAGAAAUAACAUCUUCCCGUCGGCCUUUAUUAGAAAUUCACAGAAUUGCACAUUUGUAUAUAAUUUAAAUGACAACAGUUGUUCAGGUAGCGCAAAUAAUGACUACUGUUUGUUCUAUACGUCAAUUCAUGGAGAAAGGAAGAACGUGCAACUUUAUCCUUUUUACAACCACAAUUUGUUCUUCAGUAUAAAUGAAAUAUUCUACUCGUUGAAGGCCCUACUGAGAGGGGGAGCUCAUUCGAAGGAAGUUAUCAUGCACAAGUUAUGCAUUAGCAGAAUGGUUGUAGAUCUGGUGAGAAGGAUAAAAUGCAAGAAAAGUAAAAUGAUAAUUCUAAGCUAUGUAGGAUGGUUUAAUAGAGAGUACGUGAAUUUCCCAUGUGAUGAAAUAAAACAGUUAAGCAUUUGCAACAUUAUCAAUGCGUGUAAAUGUAGCCCUAAUAGCGAUUUGAACGAUUUGACGGCGAUUUAUCCGUUAUUGCUUUCCUGCUAUAAGAAUGAAGAAAAUAAUUUAAUGAAAUUAAAUUUAGAAGAGCUAACAGAAAUAAUAUCCCAGAGGAGAGAACAACGUGAGAAGUAUUCCAGCAAUAGCAAUGUUUUACUUCGCCAAAUGGAAAGAAGUCAUAUGCAUUUCUAUUACUGCAAGGUUUGUAGUGGUAAACGGGUUGUGGAGGAUAAUAGGAAACGAAACUGCGUUUGUUACCCAUAUGGGAAUAGUUCCUUUAGCAAAUUGUACAAGAGCACAAAAAAUAGCAGGGAUUUGUUCUGUACAAAUGGGCAUAUAAAAAGUUUCUACUUAUUCAAGCAUAGGAGGAAUGUCAUUCUGGCACAUUAUAGAAAGGACGAAACUGUGUUUCAUAAAAUGCACAUUUUAAAAGUUGCAUUAGCUCACAAGUACGAUUUUUAUAAUGUGUACCCCUAUGUGGUGGAUUCCAUUUUUAAAAAUUUCAAAAAAAUAACAAAACGGUUAUAUAGUAAUGGGAAGGAGAAAUCCCUUUUGAUUCGCGCAUUAAGUGUUGCACUGACAUUUAUAAAGUUCAAUAUUUUCUGCAAUUCCGUUCAUGAGUUGUUUAGUUUGGUAAAUGAUCAAGUAGUUCUAAAGAAAACGCAUCCCUUAGGAAGGCACUACUUGGGGAAGCAUAACAGGUCGGAGGAGGGGAAUAAACCGGGAGCACCUAAUGGGAAAAAUAUACAAAAUGAAAAAAGUAAUCCUCCUGCAUUACGCGAAUUGCGAUCUAGAAAAAAGGUGCCUAGCGCAGAACAAACCAAGGUUGAUCUGAUGGAGCAGAACGUGAACAUUGGGCAGAAAUUGAAAAACCGAAAGGGAGGACCUACCAUUCAGGGGGAGAGUGCAUGUGUUUCUACAUGCCUAGAGGAGGAGAACAAGCAAACUGGUAAUAAGAACGGUGAUGUACCUCAGCGGGGAAAAUAUAUCCCAAAGAACAAAUCUAACUUAAGAAUGUCCAAGCUGACGGAAACCAUGUUAAAUUAUUAUGUAAAAAUUGAAAAGGAUGAAGAGAAAAGGGACCUGUUCCUCAUCGGCCUUGUUAACGUACUUAAGAAGUACAAUAAGAUAUACGUUCAUCACAGCAUAUUAAACGUACUGACGAAUUUUAUUAUUUCGAGCCUCAUGCAACAUGGGAACGAACUGCACGGAGCCAAAAUGACGAAUAAAAUUUUGAGCAUUCUUGAGAAUAUACUGAGAAUUAAAAAUAAUGUAAAGGUAAAAUAUGUACAUGUGUACAAAACGCUUAUGUGCUUUUAUUCUAUAAAUUGCACUACCAAGGAGUACAUCAGGAGAAGAAAAGGAAAGGGUAGAAAUAACCCCAAUGUGGGGAAUGAUGAAAUGUUACAAAAUUUACUUCACAAUAUUAUUACCAUGGAAAUUCAAGGGAAGAAAAGCAAAAAUGGUCAAGUAGCUGUGCCUAACUUCAGUGGGGUGUGCACUAAUUCCAACGAAGGAGCAGGUGCAAAUGAGCACUGUGUUAGAAGGGAAGAUCAGGUAAGUGCAUUUUCGUGCACAAAUGAAGGGACAUGCAGUUUUACGAAAAAUUCUGAAGGGAAGGAAUCCUUUACUGCAUUAUUAAACAAAGAAAAUUUGCCCAAUGGCAGUUUCGUAAAUCAUACAUGCAAAAUUGAUGAAAGGAAUUCUAUUGAGCAAGAUUGGCAAAAGAAUUAUUUAAGGGAAGGAAACGUAAGCAUUGCCCCAAAUAGCUUCAACGGGAUAGAUAAGGAAGGAAAGGAUAGUGCUGACAACUCCCAAAUGGUUAGCGCUUUGAAGAAUGCUCUACUGAAUAACAUGGCUAUAGCAAAUGGGAAAAAGGUGCAUGUGCAGAAUGGGGACUUUUCCACUGAGGAGAAGCAUGUAGAACACAUUAGCAACGCGUACGAAAUGAUAAAUAAGGGAUAUGGCAUGAUCAUGGUGAAAACCAUUUAUGGGGUUUUAAAAGUGCUUAUGAAAUAUUCGAAUAAGAAAAACGUUUGCAAAAAUUUGCACAUUCUAAGUUGCAUUUUCUCUUUAUUACUCAAUUUUGACAACAAAAAGGUGGAAAGGGCCGCUUUAUUAUUAAUAAACCACAUCGUAAUAAAGCACAAUUUGUUCAUUGACAAUUUUGCCACCAUAAUGGGGAGAAUUAACCCCCAGAGGAGGGAAAAUGGCGAUCUGGAUAAACCCAGCCAAACAGGUGUUAAUCAUGAUGUAAACGACACGAAGAAAGAGCCAUGUUUCAUGUUUAAUAAGGAAUUUGAAAGGGAAGAAAAUGUCGCCAAUAAAAUUGAAUUUUUGCAUGAAAUGUUAAUUCAUAUAUGCCUUAGGGGCAUGAACGUCUAUAGGAAGAACAACAGGGCGUACUAUAUGGAUAAAACGCUUUACGUAGAGGGAAAAUUAGAAACCAGCCUGAAUAUAUUUACCUUCUUCUGUCAGAUUUAUGAUAGAAAUGGAGGGAAUCAGUAUGCACAGUUGGUUAGGUUUCUCAUUUUGGAAUACCUAAAAAGGUUGAGAUGCAUAGCUUGCUACUGUUUGAAGAAGAGGGGAAGAAUGGCUACCCUGAAACGGCUGCUUUUUUUAAUAAACACGAAGUUGCAUUUAGUAGAUAAGAAGGAUGCUAUACACUGCUUGGAAACCAUGCAGGAGUUACUUUUGUUGGAGUGCAAAAAUGACUCCAAUUUUCAUUUGUUCAUUUUGAAUAUGUGUGAGUAUCAUUUAGCGGAUAUGCACAAGCGUUCGGAAGAACCGAUGAAAGGUUUUUCCGCAGACGAGAUGUCCGAUCGUUCUACUUGCGCUUCAUCCGUGGGGGAAGAAGAGAAGGAACACGAAAUUACGAAAAAGGCGCAAGUGAAAGAAAUAAUAAACGAACUGAGUGACAAAAAAAUGAACAAUUUUCAGAUCAGCCACUACAUCAAGUAUAUAAAUAACUUGAACAAUGAGGCAGGCACAUGUAAUUAUGUGCACAAUUAUAGAAUAGCCAGGAGGUACUUUCUCUCCAAGGAUAGGAUAAUAUAUGAAAGGAGAAGAAAAAACUACUUGAGGAGAAGAAUAUGUCGUGCGAAAAUGAACCAUAAGGAAAUGACGAAAGAUUUGUAUGCACGUCUGUUCUGUAAAGGUGACCGUAACAACUGCACGGGGGUCACCCAUAUGAAGAGAAAUGUGCAGGUAAAGGAUGUUCAAGGGAGGGGUAAAAAUUGUGCAAAAAAUGGUGCAAAAAGUGCCCAAACGAAUGGUAAAAAGAAUUAUGACAGAAGGACAUUUGGGAAGGAAGUUGUAAGCCCGCAUAUUAAACGAAUUAAUAAAUUGAGGAAGGAAAAGAGGAGAAAACGAUUUUACAAAAGAUUGAAAUGCUAUGAUGAUAUUUUUGAGGGGUACACCAUUGAGGAAAAUCUAUGCAAUGAUUUAUUUUUGUGCAAAAAGAGGAAAAAGCUGAAAGUUUUUUGGUCGUUCAGGAAAAAUGAAAACGUAGGAAUAUGCCUAUCAUCAGAAGAGAAGGCACAUUUAAUUAGAAACUUAAUCCUCUUUGAUUAUUCGGAUGACUACCAUUGUUAUGUAAAAUAUUACGACAUAUUAUUGUACUUUAUUAAAAGUGAAAAGGAGAAAUAUUCUGAGGGGUACCACAUUAUCGAUUUGAAAAAUAUGUUUUUAGGGCACCUACUGCCAAACAUUUUAAGGGGGACGUUUUCAUUUAUUCCCAAGGUUAGAUGUACCUGUACGAACCUUUUUCAGAAAUAUUUUCUCUCCAACGAUCUGUUUGAAUCCAUUUGUUUUUUAUUUAAGAACGACUAUUUUAAGCAUAUCAUUGAUAAGUAUUUUGUGUGCUUAUUUUUAAAUGUGUUGUUUUCGUACUUUAAGCAUAACGUGGAUACGUACGUGUAUUUGAAGAAGCGAACGCAGGGGUUGGUGCCCUUUUUGUGCAAGGGCAAGUGCACCAAGGGGGAAUCGAUUACUAAGGGAGCGCUUAGUGUAAAUGCUGCGAGGCAGACUUGUUCUGAGAAAAUGAAAAAAGGAAAAAAAAAUUCCAAAGCAAGGGAGGCCUGUAAAACCAUCGAUAUAGAAUCUUACAACAGCGAUUUCGUCACAUGGAAGCGCUAUUUAACUAAGUACUGCUACGAACAGCAAUGUUUUGUGAACAAGUGCCAAGAAAAGUAUAUCAAAGCGAAAUAUUUAUUUAAUCCAAUCCUAAGUUUGGUAAAUAUUUAUAAGGCAUACUGUAGAUCCGUGUGGAUAGAUCUGUUUUCGCAAUUGUUCAACCUUUUCAGCAGUGAACAAAUUAAUAAAUUAAAUUUUUGCCUCGUUCACUUUUUGUACAAUUAUAUCAGCUUCAUUGAAGCAUCUUCUAAUAAUUAUACGAUGUGCAUGUCAAGAGGGGGAAAUGACAAAGGCGCAUCUACUUUUAAUAUAAGUUGGAGGAAAAACAAACUUUUUCAAAAUAAUGUGUAUGGAAAUGACUAUAACGUGAACGUGCUGGAAACUACCCUAACGUGCAUUUUUAAGACCCGCAUUAUGCUGUACGUUCCUACGGAAAUAAUUUUAUACUGCGCGAAGAACUUUUGCACAUAUGAAAUUUCCAAGUGUAUGCUGCAAAUGUUGUUGUUUUAUAAUUUGAGGAAAAUGAAAAAGUUGAAUAAGCAGGGAGAAGUAGAAAAUGUGGCCCCGAUUGAGGACACGAACGAUAGGCAGGUAACAGGUGCGAAUAAAAUCGCCACUCAGAAAACAAGUAAGAGUAAAAAUAAGAAGCAAAGCGAAAGUGCAAUUAUUAAUAACGCCAUAGUUCCAAAUGAACAAUCGCAGAACAGAUUGGUCAUCGCCUCUAAGGACGACCCCUUUUUAUCAAUGAAAAAAAACUACAACAGUUAUAAGCAAAUAAUAAACUGUUUAAUAGAAAUAAAUAGUGACUUAAAUGAGCGUGACAAUGUGUACGCUUUGAGGACAUAUUAUGUGAGGAACAUUGAAUUAUCCAAGUCUCUCUUUUUUAACCAUUACAAUUUGUACUACAAAAAUGAAUAUUCCUAUUUGAAGCAUUUUAUGAGUUAUGAAAAUCUGAACCUAACAAAAGAAGAAUUAGAUAUCAACAGGGUGAGUUGGAUCGACAGUUUGAAGUAUUUUAGUAAAGUAUCUUGUAUAGAGAGUUACAUGAAGUUAAUGCAGGUGAAGGAGCGAAUGAAAAAGAAUGUGAAUUCGAAGUCAUCCAAAAUUGGCACCUGCGUGUUCUUAUCAGAGGGAAGAAAAGACGAUUCAAUUGCACUCAGUUGCAACUACGAAACGGUGAGGAGUAACUAUCUAACAAAUUUGAAUAAUGUGUACUGCAUAAUAGAGGAAAAUUUGAAAUGUAUCCAAGUGCAGGAUAAUAUGGCAAGGAGCAACGCGGAAAUCAGCACUGAAGUUAAAGGUGCUGAGGUGAACCCAGUGUGCACAUCGGGAGAAGCCCUACAGGGAGAACCUAAAAAGGGCAUAGUUGGGGGAAGUACCAAAGGUUGCAUUAACGGCGGUGUACCGGUUGUAACUACGAAGAACGAUAUGGAACCUUUGAAAAAAAACAGUGCCAAUGCGAGAAGAUCGGGAAGAAGCAGAAACAACAAAUUAUUUGGCUUAAUGUUUAACAAAUCGAAGGACGGAAAAAUACAAACAACCAUUUAUGAUUACUUUAAGAGUACUAAGAAAACGUUAUCGGAGAACCAACAGGGCGAAACGCACACUGAAGGGUGUAACAAGGAGGAAGAUAAUGCCGCUAAGCAGACGAGUGAAAAAUGCCCAACUGCUGGCGUAGGUACCGUGAACGAUGGCAAUAGCAAAACUAUUAAUAGGGGCGACAUAACAAGUGAUACCAAACUGAAUAGCAUUACCAGUGGGGGUAACAAGUGUAGCGAGGCCAUCGAUCCGAAUGACGCCCACAGGAGUAGUGGGAAUAUCCUAAAUGAUAAAUGCAUUGCUGGUUACAGCGAAGGGAACGGUAACAUUGCCGAUUUGUUGAACGGUUUAGGCGGUUGCGGGGAGGGGGACGACAUGAAAAGCAUCGUAUACUCCUACUUGGAAAAAAUAAUUUACAAGUUACAGGAAAAUAGUGACACAAUUGUUGAGAGCAUGCAGGGGAACGAGAACAUCGAAAUGGAGGAGGUCCCCGUUGGAACGAACGUCGAAGGGAAUGUAGAAAAUAAUGUAGAAAAGAACGUUGAAGGGAGCGCUGCUACAGGGGCGAAUCCACUCGGAAAGGUUAUGUGGGAACGAGGAAACGCAUUCAGUGAGGGUAAACAUUUAGUAGGCAACGUGAAUGAGCAAAGUAGUGCAUUCCUUAUGAAAAAGUUCAAAUUCGAUUUGAAGAGCAAACACAUAAAAACGGUUAAAGAAAACAUAGACAAUGGAAUGAAUCUGCUAAUUAACAAAGUGAGGCAAAUGUGCAAUUAUAAAAACAACAAUUUGAGCCUUUUAUUUGCACACGCAGAAAUGUUUGAACAUGCGCAAAUGAGCAUAGAAAUAAUAAGGGAGAACUCGCUAAGGAAGAAACAAGCUCAGAAGGAAGAAAUUGAAUUGCAGUUAAUAUGCCUAUUACAUAAUUUGUUUAUCAUGUGCAACAAGGAAAGUACUGCUUACGUUUAUGAUGAUAUCCACAAUAUGAAAUAUUCCUACCAGUGGAAGUUACUCUUUUUAAAAAUUUGUAAAAUUUUUAUGGACAAAUGUGGUUUGUUAUCCUUUUCGAAGGAAAAUUGCACCGAAAAUUUGAGUGACAAAUAUAAGAACUAUCACUUAUUAAAUAUGAUGAAGAGGAUGAGAGAAAUGAAUAAUAUGUCGUACAAUUAUUUUGACAAGCUUUAUGAGAAUUUUGUACAAAAUGGAAGUUACAGAAAUAGCAUCAGCUGUAGUAGUAGUGGAAAUAGCAUUAGCAACCCUGGUAGUAACAGCGGAGGUAGAGUGAUGGAUGCCAGAUGCAUCUACAUGUAUAACAUGGAAAUUAUUAAAAUGAAUUUGAAAAAAUUAAUCAACAGUAAUAUCUCAAAUAAUGGAUAUAAUAUUGCACACAACAUGUUGGAAAAGUACAGCAGUACCGCUUGUGAUGAAGCAGAAUUUUCCAAAAAGAAAAACUAUAAGAAGGAGAAGAAACCAAACAUCGCCCAUGAAGACAAUUAUCUAUACAUUCGAAAUAUGGAAUACGAACAUUUCAACAUAUGUAUUAAUUUGCGAAAAUUGGGGAAGAAUGCAUUUCUUCAGAAAGUUGUAAAAAAGCUAAAGUGCUACAUUAACUCACUUAAUCUUAUUAACACAUUUGAUUUUGACUCCCUUCCAAUGGUCAGCUAUGAGAAAUUUCGCAGCGAAUUUUUCUACAUGAAGGGGAAGAUUCUGUGUAACUUGAAUAAAAUUAUUUUAUUUUUGUAUAGAAAUAAUUUUAUUGAGAAGAAUUCAAAACUGAACUGUGACAGAUGUAGGUACAUGUGCCAGGAUAUCACAAGGGAGGAUGAAACGGCCUUUACGCAGAUCAGUACUGACAUUGUUUCCCAUUCAGUGAUGACACCUCAGAGGACGGAGGAAGAAAAGAGUGUGAACAUUCCCAGCGCAGUUGUUAGUAACAAUGAUGGCUGCAACCCGAGUGAAAAAAUGAAUAACAAAAGAAACAAGAGGAGAAAAAAAGGCACCAAUGCUCCCAACGAAACGCCAAACCGUUUGGAAGGAGAAAUAUUCCACAGUAACAUUGCUGAGGAAAAGAAGGAAGAACUUGUCGACGAUAAAACUUCGAAAAGGAAGAAAAGAAGUAAAGUCACCAAAGCAGUUAGCGAAACUGCAGAAGAUAGUGUGAAGAAGAGUGUACAAACGAAUGGAGAAAGUCCCCUGCAUGAGAAGGAGAUGGAUAGCCAGAUCGAAGUAAGCGAUUGCAAAGAAUCCAAUAAGGAAGAGAAAAAAAUAGCAAAAAGGGGAGAUAAAAAAAGGCAACAGACGAAAAACAACGGGGAAUACACCUGCAAAUGUGACCAUAAGAAGUGCAACCUAUUUGAUGGAAAUUUAAUUGAGGAGUGCUUUCUCUCCUCCCUGAAGAUAUACCCACUGGAAAAUAAUUCUUGGGCACUGUGGGCAGAUUACUGUAAGAAAGCCUAUAAGGAGAACAAAAACGUAUCAUUCUGCUUAAGUUCCAUAAUUUCCUAUUUGAUAUAUUCCAGCUUGAAUACACACGAGGGGUACUACUACUUAAGCAACGUCCUCUAUUUGCUUAGCACCGAUAUGAGGGAUAAUUGCGUUAUGCAAGUUUUUAACAAAUACAAUGAUAAUAUAUGUCCCAAUCUUUGGCUGUUCUAUCUGCCCUUCCUUUUGAACAAUAUAAAUGUUAACAAGGACAAUUAUUUGUACUUUCACAAAAUUUUACAUGUGCUUAUAAGGAAGUUCCCCCAAGAUGUGUUUUACCAUUUUAGAGCGCUGCAAAUUGAGAGAAAUGGUAAGCUCUACUAUCUGCAGGAUGGUAGGAAUAAGAAAAAAGGCAUGGACGAAAAAUCCUCUUUAAUGAAAAAUAACGUAAAUAUGGUGAAAAAUCCCAAUCUGGGAUUGAACAAUAAGAAAAAAUUCCAAAUGGAGGAUGGAACAUUUUUCCAUGAUGACCACAACUUAAAAGGGUAUAGUUUGAAGGGUGGCAGUGUCCCAUCCGUGAGAGGUAACGUAACUGGUGAGAAUGGAAGGGGUAACGUGUGCAUAUUGGGUGGAGAUGACAACGUGAAUGAUAACCCAAGUGGGAACAGAAAUACCAAGCGAAGUAACGCACGUAGUGGACGGAGAGCGACCCCCAAAGUGAGGAUGCGGGUGAACCGUAAAACCGAAAAGGAGAGCAACAAGAGCACCGUCAAGGAAGCCAAUCGAAGGGACGAAAAGAAAGCUGCCCCUACUGCCGCAAAUUCUGCCAUCCCGGAAAAGCAAGAAGGGUACGAGUAUGCGGACCUAUUUAAGGACGGCUUUGACCAGUUGAUGAACGUUUUUAAGAGCAAACAUGUGGAUUUAUAUUCGUCCCUGAAUUCUAUGUGUAAUGGAAUUUUAAAUUACACCCGAUUGGAACCACUUGAAGAGACCUAUUACAUGGUGGGGAAAUUACUAGAUCAAUGCAUGGAAUUCCCCUACUCACGAACACAUGUAUCGACAUUUAUUCAAAAGAUGACAGAAAAGUAUAUUUUGUACAAGCGGUAUAAAGCCAAAGUGAAGAAAAAUUACACAAAUAGGCGAAGGAGCAAAAUAGCUAUUAACAAUAUGAACCUCUUUUGGAAGGAAUUUAAAAAGGAUGUAAAAUUGUUAAAGAGAAAUGUGCGUAUUAGGGGGGGAAGCAUUAACAACGUAGUGGUUAAUGAGAAGGGGAACAACAAAUCGAAUAUAACAAACAGCAACACAGGAGAAGAAAACAAAGCCGACGUGGUAACACCCCAUGGGGAUGAAAUAAGUAAGAAAGAUCGAAAGGAUAACUACUUCACCUUGGAAGAAUUUCCCCAAAUUGCAAAAAAAUGGAAGGACAUGCUAUUUGUAAUUAUUCAUUCGUUAAAUGAAAAUGAAGGGUUGGAUAAUUUUUCCCAUUCCCUGUUUGAUAUGUUUUCGGAUUUCCCCCUAAAAAUAGAAUUGCCAAGUUGUAGGGUAAAAUACAUAGGGGAGCAUUUAAACUACCUAUACGAUUUGAAUUUAUAUUCCCCUACGAGCAUUGUAAGGAUGAACAAGCCUAUAAUGCGAACAGUUCUAAGUGACCACUGCAUGAAGAGGAUUAGCUUCUUAACAAGCGAUGGAAAUAUUCAGCAUUACACCGUACAACCUUGUAAUUCUAUUCGCAGCAAGUCGGAACAUAAGUUUACGCUGUUUCAAAUUUUGGUUAAUAACACCAUGUUUAAGUUUUCCCAUACGAAGAAAAGGGGUCUCUCCUUUGGAAUAAAUAUACAUACUCCACUGCACCCAAGUUUUAGAUUAAAGGAUGAAACGUUUGAGGACAUUUCGCUGAAGGAGUUGUAUAAUAAUUACAUGCUGGUUACGAAAAAUGAAAAGUAUUCCCUAGAUAAUGUAUUACUACUUCAUAGAAAUCUUAUCAAAAAUUCAAUACGCACAUUUUUGCUGAACAAAAUCGAAUGUGUGGUGAAAGAACAGGACAUAGCGAUGACGGAAGGAAGCAAAAAGAAAAACAGUCUUCCCGAUAAAAGGAACGAUAAGAAGGGAGCCGUUCUUGUGAAUAAAGCCAAUAGUGAAGAAAUUCCCAAAGAAAAAGGCUCAGUAAGUAUCGUAAAAAAUACCGUCCUUAAAAAGAACAGUAGUGAUAUUUUCGUGAAUGCAAAAGAAAGUGGUAAUAACUCCAAUCACUGUAACGCUGUUAAAAAUGUCGAAGGAAUGCCCUACAAAGAACAGAUGGAUUAUUACAAUUCGCUGUCGUAUGAAGAACUAAUCCAGACCUUUAGAAGCGAGGAAUGGUUUAGGAAAUCCUUCAAAAAAUGCGUGAGGAAAAUUGUAAAAUUACACUUUAAGGAUAUCCGUAAAAUGGUUCCAAAAAGUAUAUUGAAGAAUUACUUCUACUCUCUGCACAACAAUUUAGAAAGUUACUACGUUAUGAAUAGCCAAUUUGUUAAAAGUUACUCCCUAACAUGUAUGUUAAAUUACGUUUUUUUUCAACAAAAUUCCUCGCUGAAUACGAUUAUGUUGUCCAAGCGAUCGGGAAGAACUAUGUAUUUGGAAGGGAGACCCUCCUAUAUGAAUUUGUGCAAAUAUUAUCCUAACAAAAAGGAGACGAAGAAGAGGGGGGUACCCUUCAGACUUACCCGGAACAUUCAGCAAUUUAUUGGGUUCCAAGGGUUAAGGGGUGCCUUCCCAUCCAAUUUUUACGUAUCAAUAAUGGCUCUAAAAAAAAACAUGAACUAUGUAAGAGACUUUUUAAACCUAACCACUUUGGAUGAUUUUUAUUCUCUAUAUGUGUAUGGGGAAAACAGAAAAAUUCUGCAAAAGAAAGGGAAGGGUUUAAAUGGUGAGGAGGUUAAGCAAGCUUACGUGAAAUCCUUCAAUGUAGACGAUGUGACAACAAAAAUGAUCAUAAAGGAUGCAGAAGAACAUGUAAGGAAUGCAUGCUACCGAGUUCGCUGCUUAUAUAAAAACAUAUUAGAAAGGAAGAAGAACGUUUCUCUGUCAAACGGGGAUGAAUGUAAGAAAGAGAUCGAUGUGCUCAAAACAUAUGAGUACAACUCAGAUUUGCAGGAUAUCUCCUUAUCUGAAUUGUCCUCGGAGGACGAACUUGAGCAUGCGAACAAUAAUGAGGAUAAGAAUGCACAAAAUGCGAAAAGAACUAAUGCAAAUUCGAAAAGGAAAAGAAGCGAAACGCCGUCCAAGUUGCUCAAGGUGGAGGGUAAUACCAAAGUAUCUAAGAGUAGGAGAAGUCCUGUGAAAAAGGAAGCAACACAGGGGGACAAAAAUGUGUGCGAUAAGGCAGAUCCCUUACUCAAUGAAGUGAACAUCGCAAAUGAGAAGUCACCCAAUAAGGAGAACAGUGCGAUGGUGGAGGAGGCAACUGGCGAGACGAAGCAUAGUGAGGAAAAUGAAAAGAAUGGCAAUAAGGAGAGUAAUGUAAUGAAUGUAAGUAAUGUAAAUAACACUACUAAUACGAACAACGCCACUACCCCUAGCAAUGACAACAGUAAUAAGAAAAGGCGAAGGAGCAAGAAGAAGCCAAGUGGGGACCAAAAGGAAGAACAAACAGACGCAAACCAAGCACAACCACCUAUAGAGCAGAAACCCAUGGAAGAUAACGCUACGAAUAAACAGAGCAAGAAAAAUAGAACGGAUACUUCCAAAUGUAGGAAUAACAAGGCACAAAAGGAAGAGCAGGAAAAUGUUACGAAAAAUGGACCCCCCGAUAAUGGGCAAGACCAAAAUGCGGAGUUAAAAUGUACUGCAAACAAUUUGCAAAAGGAACAAAGUGCAAAGAUUAGGAAAAACGGGGAUACAUACAUGGAUGAAUCGUACAAUUCUGUGAUAGAUCUAAUGGAAAUAUCUAUGAGUAAGAAGUAUUUACGAACCGCCAAUGGCCCCUGGUUCCCGUGGUUCUAA
Messenger RNA from Plasmodium coatneyi, 26079 nucleotides. RefSeq lists its product as uncharacterized. The transcript has a single exon. Bases 1 to 26079 code for a protein of 8692 amino acids. The record is from RefSeq and is a predicted model, not a curated record. NCBI's taxonomy places the organism in Eukaryota, Apicomplexa, Aconoidasida, Haemosporida, Plasmodiidae.